Branchiostoma belcheri (Belcher's lancelet) is the source of this 2442-nucleotide messenger RNA. RefSeq names its product solute carrier organic anion transporter family member 1A1-like. Gene Ontology annotation, cellular component: membrane. Lineage: Eukaryota; Metazoa; Chordata; Leptocardii; Amphioxiformes; Branchiostomatidae. The transcript has 10 exons. Gene Ontology annotation, biological process: transmembrane transport; sodium-independent organic anion transport. Bases 171 to 2246 code for a protein of 691 amino acids. Gene Ontology annotation, molecular function: protein binding. The record is from RefSeq and is a predicted model, not a curated record.
UGCAUAUUUUGUUCCUGAAAACAUGUCAGCUUCGGGACUCAUAAACUACGACAAAAUGUAACCAGGUCGAUAUACGCACUGGAUUGGCAGUUUUUUUCUUAGAAUAUGUGAAAACGAUUAAAAUUCCAUCCUCAAGAGACACUUCGCUUAUAAGAUAAUGUACUGAACGAAUGAAGAAAAUGGCGUCUUUUAUGGAGAGAAACAGUAGUCUAUACAGAGGAGAGCUAGACUCUGAGGAUGACUUCGGGAUCCCUCCCGACGGCCGGCGGCUCACACUAGACUACGCCGAGGACCCAGAAGAAGAAUUCAACCAGCACGAAAACCGCUGUGGGUGCUGUCAGUGUACCCCAGACUGCUGCCAAUGUUGUGCCAACCCUGUCUUAUUUUCAGUCGUCUGGACUAUUGCUAUAACUCUAUGCAACCUAUGGUUAGGGUACACGCAAGGGAUUCUAACUACGGUAGAAAAAGUUUUCGACAUGGAGAGUAAACUGACAGGGUUCAUCUACGGGUCAAACGAUUUAGGCUUCGUCAGUAUGAUUCUUCUUGUGUCGUAUUUUGGCGGGAAACCGAACGCUCACAGACCUAAGAUGAUCGGGAUUGGUGUUAUUGUGAUGGCGCUAUCGUGCUUUUUCUUCGCCCUCCCACACUUUGGAACUGGAGGGGAGAGGGACUGGUACAAGAUACAGCUCAAAGAAAGGACCAGCGGGAUCUCUUCGCUUCUGUGUAGGGAUCACCAACAGUCGAAUGAGACAGAGCAGUUGGAGUGUGAUGCGAGGCGGAAGUAUAAGUCGGGAGGCUGGGUCAUCACCAUGGUGAUUGCGCAGUUCAUUUCCGGGAUGGGGGAGGCGCCGCUACUGCCCCUGGGAACGACGUACCUGGAUGAUCACGUGUCCAAACUGAACUCAGCCCUGUACAUUGGUCUGUCCUUGGUACUGCCCAACACCGGCCAGCCCCUCGGUCUGCUGCUCAGUUCCUACACCCUCCGGUACCACGUCAACUGGCCGUUCGCAGACGCCAAGCGUGUAGGUUUAGACUAUGAGGACCCCCGGUGGAUCGGAGCGUGGUGGCUCGGGUUUGUGCCGAUCGGGAUCGCCUUCCUGGUCACCGCCGUGCCCAUGAUGUGCUUCCCGCGUAAGAUGAGGCAGACGCACGUGGAGGAAGUAGUAUUCAAGGAGCCGGGCGAGGACGAUCCGCUGGAGGAUAUAGAGAACGUGGAGGGCCAGCUCAUCAAAUUUGAUGAUCUCCCAGCCCUGAAGAAGCUAAUGAAGAGCCUGUGCAGUAACAUGGUGUACAUCACCCUGGUGUUGGCGGCGGCGUGUGUCCUGUCCAUCGGGAACGGCUUCGUCACCUUCCUGCCCAAGUACAUCAGCGUGCAGUUCGGGCUGUCCGAGUCUGCAGCGGCCAGGCUGCUCGGUUUUACGGUGCUCCCCGCCGCCGUACUGGGUACCGUGGCGUCUACCGUGGUGAUGCGGGUGUGGCACGUCUCUGACCGGGGCAUGGUCCUCCUGUGUGCCGCCAUCAGCUUCGUCCUCUGCCUGCUGACCAUCCCGGGCAUGGGCCUGUUCUGCGACCAGCAACCCUUCGCCGGUCUGACCACGUCAUACCAAGGACGAUGGUAUGUACAAGUGGACAUAUAUACUUCUGACGAGUGUAACCAGCACUGUAACUGUCUUGAUGAGGAGUUCGCCCCGGUCUGUGGCGCCAAUGACGUCACGUACUUCUCCCCGUGUUACGCCGGCUGUAAGGACCGCAUGAGGGUGUACUCACACUGCGCAUGCGUGGAUCACGGCGUGAUGCCUGUGGAAGGUAAGACGUACCGCGGGGCGUACGCCGAGAGUAACCAGUGCCCGGAUGAAGACUGCAGCAGUGACAUGUUCCUGGUCUUCCUCCUCUUCAUCACGGCCUUCAUCAUGACGUUCUUCGUCACGCCUUUUCUGAUCGCCAUCCUCAGAUCGGUUGGACCCAAUGAAGGACCGAUGGCGUACGGCACUGCUGGGUUCUUUGGCAGAAUACUCGGAGGUCUGAUCGCUCCGGUGAUCUUCGGCGCCGUGAUUGACGUCUCCUGUAUCAUCUUCGCCAAGCGGUGCGGGCGGACGGAGGGGGAGUGCCUGCUGUACGACGUGAACGCGAACCGGUACCUGACCAUGGGGCUCACCGGCAUCUACUUCUGGAUCAGCUUCAUGCUCCUGUCCGCGGGGUGGGUCGUGUUCGAGCCGGGACGGGGGCAGGGCGACAAGUUCAAGUAGUUCCGCCAUCUUUCACAUAGUCAGAGCUUUCCCCCGACCACCAACCAACCGAGGUUGACUGAGGUUCGGGAGCAAUUUGAGCAGCCUUUUUAUAUGUAGGCACGCCGAGUGGGAGGCCAUAUUCGGCUAUGCGUCUCAAUGGCUUUAGAGAUCGCUUUGUCCAUGGUUCGCUCACGUAACGUUAACGUUACAUGCA